Messenger RNA from Aureobasidium subglaciale EXF-2481, 1294 nucleotides. RefSeq lists its product as uncharacterized. The transcript has 5 exons. Gene Ontology annotation, molecular function: actin filament binding. Gene Ontology annotation, cellular component: actin cortical patch; Arp2/3 protein complex. Gene Ontology annotation, biological process: Arp2/3 complex-mediated actin nucleation. The coding region runs from base 212 to 1240 and encodes 342 amino acids. The record is from RefSeq and is a predicted model, not a curated record. NCBI's taxonomy places the organism in Eukaryota, Fungi, Ascomycota, Dothideomycetes, Dothideales, Saccotheciaceae.
CAAGAUGGCUGAAGUGCCCAUUGUGCUCGAUGGCGGAACGGGUUUCCUCAAGGCUGGCUACGCCGGUCAGGUACGCCAGCAACCAACACACGUCCAUAUACCUUGGAACACAUACUGAGAUGGCCACGCCAUACAGAACUUCCCCGAACAACAGUACCCAUCCAUCGUCGGUCGUCCGAUCCUCCGUACCGAAGAGCAGGCCGGUCUGGACAUGCAGCUCAAGGACAUCAUGUGUGGUGACGAGGCAGCCGCCGCCAGAUCCAUGCUUCAGAUCACCUAUCCUAUGGAAAAUGGUAUCGUCAAGCGCUGGGACGACAUGCAACACCUGUGGGACUACACCUUCUACGAAAAGAUGAAGGUCGACCCUACUGGCCGCAAGAUCCUCCUCACCGAACCGCCAAUGAACCCGCUGAAGAACCGCGAGAUGAUGGCUGAGGUCAUGUUCGAACGCUACAACUUCGGUGGUGUCUAUGUCGCCAUUCAAGCCGUGCUCGCUCUCUACGCCCAGGGUCUGUCUUCUGGUGUCGUUGUAGACAGCGGUGAUGGUGUCACUCACAUUGUUCCCGUCUACGAGAGUACCGUCCUCAACCACCUCACCCGCAGACUCGAUGUCGCCGGAAGAGACGUCACACGCAACCUCAUUUCCCUCCUCACCCGCCGUGGUUAUGCCCUGAACAGAACCGCCGACUUCGAGACCGUCCGCGCAAUCAAGGAGAAGCUUUGCUAUGUCUCCUACGACCUCGCACUUGACAAGCAACUCAGCGAAGACACUACCGUCCUCGUCGAAUCCUACACCCUCCCCGACGGCCGCGUCAUCCGCGUCGGCUCGGAGCGCUUCGAAGCCCCAGAAUGUCUCUUCCAACCCCAUCUCGUCGACGUCGAACAACCCGGUAUCGCCGAAUUCCUCUUCAACACCAUUCAAGCCGCCGAUGUCGACGUGAGAUCAAGUCUGUACAAGGCUAUCGUGCUUUCGGGUGGAAGCAGCAUGUACCCCGGUCUUCCUAGCAGAUUGGAAAAGGAACUCAAGCAACUCUGGCUUACCAGAGUCUUGCAAGGCAACCCCGAGAGAUUGAGCAAAUUCAAGGUCAGGAUAGAAGACCCGCCGAGAAGAAGGCACAUGGUCUUUUUGGGAGGUGCCGUCCUCGCCAACAUUAUGGCCGACAAGGAAAGCAUGUGGAUCUCAAAGCAAGAGUGGCAAGAACAGGGUGCUCGCGCUCUGGACAAGUUGGGCGCCCGAUGAACAAGUCGCCUCUCUCUCCAUACAAAUAUUUAACGAAACACAACAUCAUUACAU